Messenger RNA from Leptonychotes weddellii (Weddell seal), 2723 nucleotides. The record is from RefSeq and is a predicted model, not a curated record. Lineage: Eukaryota; Metazoa; Chordata; Mammalia; Carnivora; Phocidae.
UUUUCCACGUUUGCAAACGCCGCAGCGCGCCCAGCUCCAACCCGCGCCGCCCGAGCUCCGCACGCCCUCGCCGGCUCCGCGUCGCGCCCCACGCCCACCCCUCGCUGCUCUCCUCGUCGCCACCCCUCCCCCCCCGAUGGCGUUCAGGGCCAGGGGCUGGCGGUCCCCACCGCCGCCGCCGCUGCUGCUACUGCUGCUCUGGGUGACGGGGCAGGCGGCCCCCGUGGCGGGCCUGGGCCUCGACACGGAGCUGCAGAUCGAGCGGCGCUUCGUGCCCGACGAGUGCCCGCGGACCGUGCGCAGCGGCGACUUCGUGCGCUACCACUACGUGGGGACGUUCUCCGACGGCCAGAAGUUCGACUCCAGCUAUGACAGAGACUCCACUUUCAACGUGUUUGUGGGAAAAGGACAACUGAUUGCAGGCAUGGACCAAGCUCUGGUUGGGAUGUGUGUAAAUGAGAGGCGCUUUGUGAAGAUCCCCCCAAAGCUUGCCUAUGGAAGUGAAGGAGUUUCUGGUGUGAUCCCCCCAGAUUCAGUUCUUCAUUUUGAUGUACUCCUGAUGGACAUUUGGAAUUCUGAAGAUCAAGUUCAGGUUCACACUUAUUUCACACCUCCCAGUUGCCCUCGGACCAUCCAGGUGUCUGAUUUUGUAAGGUACCACUACAAUGGAACGUUCUUGGAUGGGACACUGUUUGAUUCAAGCUACUCACGGAACCGCACCUUUGACACGUACAUUGGGCAGGGCUACGUGAUUGCUGGCAUGGAUGAAGGUCUACUGGGUGUUUGCAUCGGUGAGAAGCGGAGGAUUGUGGUUCCCCCUCACCUCGGCUAUGGAGAGGAAGGAAGAGGUGAGUGCUGGCUGCUUCCAAGCAAUUCAGUUCUUCAUUUUGAUGUACUCCUGAUGGACAUUUGGAAUUCUGAAGAUCAAGUUCAGGUUCACACUUAUUUCACACCUCCCAGUUGCCCUCGGACCAUCCAGGUGUCUGAUUUUGUAAGGUACCACUACAAUGGAACGUUCUUGGAUGGGACACUGUUUGAUUCAAGGUGGAAUUUAGGCAAGACAUAUAAUAUUGUUUUGGGAUCUGGACAAGUUGUGUUGGGAAUGGAUAUGGGUCUCAGAGAGAUGUGCGUUGGAGAGAAACGGACAGUGGUCAUUCCACCCCACCUGGGCUAUGGGGAGGCUGGUGUGGAUGGAGAAGUGCCCGGCAGCGCCGUCCUGGUGUUUGACAUUGAGCUGCUGGAGCUCGUGGCCGGUCUGCCUGAGGGGUACAUGUUCAUAUGGAAUGGCGAGGUGUCACCCAACCUCUUUGAAGAAAUCGACAAGGAUGGUAAUGGAGAAGUCCUCCUCGAAGAGUUCUCAGAGUACAUUCAUGCCCAGGUGGCAUCUGGCAAAGGGAAACUCGCUCCUGGUUUUGAUGCUGAGGUGAUUGUGAAGAAUAUGUUCACCAACCAGGACCGGAAUGGAGACGGGAAGGUCACGGCAGAAGAAUUCAAACUCAAAGACCAGGAGGCCAAACAUGAUGAACUCUAAACCUGACUCAGGCCACUUGUGUGACACCAAGCCCCCUGUCGUGGCAGAACAUGAAGUGAGGCGUAAGGGUCUCUCAGAAGGGGAAUGGUCCACAAGCAGUAGACGGUCACACAGUACCUGGGGCAUGUCAGGGAUGGGUUGAUAAACAUGGUGAGAACUUUAGGCCACAUGCCAGUGAUACGAAACAAAAUUGGUUCGAGGUGCCUUAGCAGGGGCUGUGUAGAAUAUUGAAAAGGCUGCCCUGUCAGCCAUUGUUUUGUGAGGCUUCCGGGUAGUUUUGUUAUUAAAGGAAAAUAGUGUCAUACAGAAGUUACAACCAUCUUGGAGGGAACAGAAGAGAAAGUGUCCAGGAUAUCCACAUAAAGAGGAUCCACAUUUUUUUGUUUUUUAACUUGCUGGUGUUUUAAAAGUGUUCUCCAGAUGAGCAGAAAAGACAAAGGGCAUGUCCCAGCAGCAUUCCCCGAAAGCCCCAGAAAACUGUCAGUGGCCUGUACAGGUUCUGGUAAUGCCCAGCUUCCACUUCCUGCCACACACACACACGUACAGCUCGUACAUGUGUGCUUUUGUAGUUAAUCAGGCCCUACCUGUUGUGGUCUUCUGAUUGGCUGGGUAACUUGGAGGUUAAGAAGAAAAUCAGUGGACCAACAAAAGGCAUCUUGGACCACGAGUAGAGAAUUUGAUUCUGUGUUUACCAUGCAAGAUUAUCUGCUUCACCCUUUCUUACUCCCAUUGCUCUGUCCUCCCUGAAUCUUUCGGUCAGAUAGAUAUGCACAGGGCUGGUGGCUAAGCCGUGCUCCAGAGUAUCUCACUGUGACCAAGAUGGAAAUGUCACUCUAACAGAUGAGCAUAAACAAGGUGACAUAUUUCCACUCAUUCGUGUCCUGGAGAGGGAGGUGCCCGAAAGCCCAGGGGCCUCUGUGUAGGGAAACAAGGACAUGGUUAUCUUCUAGCCUGUCCCCAUGUUACGCAGUAACCACCUUGCUGCCUUACGUGCUCUGUUCCCAAGUGGUGGUGGCAUCCACCCUGAAGUAAUCAAUGAUUUUCCUUUGGAAACUGCUUUAUUUUACUAAUUUAAACUGUUUUGUACUGAUGUAGCUCUGAGAUAGUUCAUGAAAAUGCUGUGCACUCAUUCAGUGGAAUAAAUGUUGGAAGACUCAUCGUUUCGUAUAUAAAAAAUUGAAUUAUAACAUCA